Falco peregrinus (peregrine falcon) is the source of this 4808-nucleotide messenger RNA. RefSeq names its product microfibril associated protein 3 (gene MFAP3). The transcript has 3 exons. Bases 433 to 1458 code for a protein of 341 amino acids. Lineage: Eukaryota; Metazoa; Chordata; Aves; Falconiformes; Falconidae. The record is from RefSeq and is a predicted model, not a curated record.
GGAGUUAAUGUCUGCAGGUCUCUGCCAAAUGCGGUUUCCUGAUUGGAAAGAGGGUCAUGGGGCCCUCGCAGGACGGUCACGGCGGCCUUAUUUCUUAAAGACACCACCCUGCAAGUAGGAGGGACACGUGCUCUGUGCAGAAGUGAUCCAUUUAGAUCCAUUUAGUGUGCAUUAGUACCAAUUAGCUUGUUGUAACUGCCAAAACAGAUUUCCGUGUUGUGUGCCAGAAGUGAGAGGAGUCUGUGGUUUUUCAGUUGGAUUUCCAGUUUCCACUUCUAAUAUUGAUGGUCUUGAAAGUGCAUUUGGAUCCAGGACAUUUUCUAUCAUUGAACAAAUCAAGAGCCUCCUCUCCUAUCUCAGAGCGAUACAGCUUAAUAUCAUAUGACCUCAUUUCUCCAUAUUACAUGAAAAAAGAAUUAUCUGUAGCUUUCCAUGAAGCUCAGCUAUUGCCUGUUAAUUUUGACUGUUAGUACUGAUUUUUCAAUUGGAUUUACACUGAAAAAUGUAGCUUUUAACAGGACAGUUGCUUUUGGGUCUUUCAAUGCUUCACUUCAUACAGUGUCUCAAGCUUUAGUAAGUUCUCCAGCACACCAUGAUAUCAUAGCCAAAGAAGGGACCAGUAUUUUAAUUGAAUGUAAACUGAACAUCAGCCAGUAUGAAUAUAUUCUUUGGUAUAACUCCAGAGGACACCUGCUUGAACAGAAGGAUGAAGGUGGCCGGUGGAGGAUUGCUGAUAAUUCCCUUAACAUCACAAAGGUCAACUUUGCUGAUCGGGGGCGAUACACGUGUGCAGGUGUUAAUCGUAAUGACACCUUGUAUUACACAGUCACCCUGAGGGUUACCUUCACCUCAGGAGACAUGAGUAUCUACUAUAUGAUUGUGUGCCUCGUUGCCUUUGCUAUAACCCUCAUUCUGAACAUAACCCGUCUGUGCAUGAUGAGCAGUCACCUCCGCAAAACCGAGAAGGCUAUCAAUGAGUUCUUCAGGACGGAAGGGGCUGAGAAGCUUCAGAAGGCUUUUGAGAUAGCCAAGCGUAUCCCUAUCAUUACAUCUGCCAAAACACUAGAGCUGGCCAAAGUCACUCAGUUUAAGACCAUGGAGUUUGCUCGGUACAUUGAAGAGCUUGCCAGAAGCAUUCCCCUUCCACCUCUGAUCCUUAACUGCAGGGCGUUCAUGGAGGAGAUCUUUGAGGCCGUGCGAGUUGACGAUCCCGAUGAAGUUGGUGAGGAGGAAAAACAGCCCCAAGCCUGUGGUACCCAAGCUGCAAUAUACCCCGUCAACCCAGAGAUCAAGCGCAGCGAUUCACCAGCCGGGGAUUCAGACGAUGGGUCCAUGAAUGAGCAAGGUCAAGAGAUAGCCGUUCAGGUGUCCAUUCACCCACAGUCAGAAGUGCAGAGCAUUGACACUGUUUCUCAUGACAGCUGCCAGUUUGCGCCUUCUGAGGAGGGCACCUGCUGAGGCCAGUGAUACGCUGCUGUGGAGAGAGCACAGGUGACCCUGGGAUGCUGCCAUAAGCGGUCCACAAACAAGCUGCCUCAGUACCAUAUGCACAAGAGUUUUCCAAAUCGUAAGGUGCCAGAACUGCUACUGAAAUCUGUAUUUUCUGUCAGUGUUGAGCUAACAAUUUCAAGUCUGUUAGAGGAGGCCAUUUGGAAUAUUGUACAGUGGCUUUUCUUUUUAAAGCAAGCUUACUAUACUUAAAAUAUUUACAAAACAGGAAUUCUUUGCCCUUGGCUCCUUGGUAGCUUCUAAUACUUUUGGUCUGUAUUAGAAGUGGCCAAGCUGAGCAGUACAACUUGCAAUAAAAUCUUUUCCUUUGUGAACUCUUUUCUUCCUUCACAAAGUGGAGCUGGAAUUCCUUUGAGUCAGUGUUGUCCUGAUGAAUUUUGUGUGCUCUUUUUGAAUUGCCUUUUGCUGUGUGUAGCCCAUCAGAACCAUGGUGAGCUUGUACAAAUCUGUUUUGUGUCGUGUGCUUCUGUGUUGCUAUCAAAAUGUACUGUACUUAGAAAAAGAAUAGUACCACGAUCUGCUGCUGGAUUAAACAAAUUGUAGUUUCAAAGCAGCUUAGAGAAGAACCAGGGGGUCUCAGUUUUCGGUGCGUCUGCAGCAAACUUGUGCAGCAUACUCUAGCGUGUGGAGGGCAAAUUAUUACGAAGCUUGUUGCUUAAACUUGGUGCUGAUUGCCAAAGCGCCUUACAGAAUGGAGCAGUAACAGCACUGCCAGCAUUGUCUGUCUUCUGACUUUGCUGAUUUCACUCACUAGAAAAUCCAAAGUUUUAUAUUGUGUUUGACAUUGUUGUGAGAAAAGAGUGACAGUAAUUACGUUGUGGCAUAAUUUAAAAAUGAAUUAAUCUACAGAUCAGGUGUCUCAAUUCUUUCUGAACAACUUUAUAAUAAAGGUAGUAAGAAGUAGCGACGCUCACAUUGCUCUGGGUAGCACUUUCAGAAAGCAGUGGAAGAAGCUGGUUAGCAGAGGGGGCUGGCUGAGCUAUUUGCCAGCCACUGUUUGCAAGAGUGGAGUAACUCACUGAACAUUCCCUGGCUAAUCCACUGAAGAGGGGUAGCAGAGAGAGCGAGUGGUGCGGGUGUUGACAUGUACACACAUAAGUCCUUCACCAAGGAUCUCCCACAUGGCGUCCUCAGCUGUAGAGAUCCAGCCUCCAGGAAUCGGAGUGCAGACAAGAAUCUAGUUUCUUCUUUCACUCUUUGGUGCUGAUUUUUUUUCUCCUUAACGUUUGUAAGUUGUAUCACUUAAAUAGCAUUUUAUAUCCUGUUGAGAUUUAGUAGAUGUAAGGCUUGUAAGCACUCCACAAAUUAAUUUCUUACAACUACUGGAAGCAUAUUGCCAUAUAAUUUUAACAACUUGGCAACAGGAGCACCAUUUAAUUUCCCACAACUCUUUUUCCUUUCCUUAUUAUUACAGAAAUGUCAGUUGAACAAGUGAUUCUGGAUGGCUGCUCAGGAUUCUUAAGAGGAUUUGACAUUACAUUUACAUGAGUAGGGAUAGAAAACAAGCAGGCACAGUGGUAAUAACAGGGUGGGGUCGUCUGUUGUAAUGCAUGCUCGUAACAAAGGAUCUGAACAAAUUAUAUUUAUCGUAUCAUAUCAGAGACGGGGAAACUAAAGCAUCUAUUACCAUUUUAAACUGCCUUCUGGGGAAAGUUCUGCAGUCAGCUACCAGUAAAUGCACCCUAGUUGGCUUUGGUGUGUCGGCUAAGAGUGAUAUUUGUCAGGAAGGAAGAAGAUUGCUAGCCUUGGUUAUAGUAGCAUUCCCACCAGCUUGGUACCAUUUCCAAGACCGUAGCAAAUUUUAACUGCUUCAGGGGAAUAAAGUCUUCUGUAGACACAGGAGCUACUGCCCUCAACAGUAACUUCUUUUUUGUUUCCAUAGUUUGAUGGCACUUUAUGUCCAGGUGAAAAGUUUGUAUAGUUUUGUGUUACCUGUCUGCUUUCUUCAACUUUUUAGAGGUGAUCAGUGUUGAAAGAUACUCUUGUAGAUAAACACCUAGUUCUCUUAGAAGCCCCGCUAAGAUGCUGCUGGCUUCACUUCUGUACUACAGCCAGCUCUGCAGGUUUGUUGCAUAUGCAUGAGUGGAGAUUUGGGGGUUUGCACCCUUUUGGAUGUCCUGGUUGAAAGAGGUGAAGGCUACAAGACAGAAUGAUCUGAUUUAAUCUUUGUGCCACAGGCCAUCAGGAAUGUACCUGCACCUGCCUUUUUUCCCCGUAAACAGCUCUCCUUGCUUCUGUGAAACUACUGCAUUAUAUGCAGCAGUAGCAUCUUGGACAUUUUGCCCCUGACUACACACACAAUGUGGAGAUGCAGCCACAAAAUCAAAGUUCCAUGUAGUUGCUUCCUAAGAAGCAGUUACGCAAUCGUGAUUGAGAGAUGGUUCAUCAGAAGUGGCAGCUUACAGGCAGCAGAGUGACAGUAGGGGUGUGUCAGGUGGGUGUUAGGAGAGCAGUUUCUAGAUGAAUUCAAUCUGUUCUUUGAUUUUUAUACUUUAUUUACAUAGCUCCAAGUCCUUACUAAGCACAGUUACUCAGUGUCUUCGUGUGUACUGUUGCUGGUGGAAAGCAUGAUCAUGCGUAAAGGUCCUCAGAAAUGUGGUGGCAAUGUCAAUUGCUGGAUAGUAAAGCUAAGAGUUUUCCUGAGUUAUUACAGUAUUUUGUUCACUAAAUUAAUUUCAUUCCCGGGAAGGAGGCUGUUUUGUAAGGAUUUCAGUAAAUUGGGAGUACUUAUUAAAUGUAGAAACAGAUCCUACUCCCACUGAAUUAAAUUAGAGCAGAUUUGAAGCUCAAGUGUAUUUUACAAACAAUAUUACAGGAUUAUUAUGCAUCUGAAAGCAAGGAUGAUGGUGACGUUAUACAGUAAAUGUAAUUUCCAGAGAAUGAAACUUACACUCGUUUCCAAACUUGUGAACUAUUCUUGUUAUCCUGAGUAGAUGUGUGCACUAAAAUUUGUUUGAUGCAUCUAAUUGAACAUUAACUUUGAAAGAUUAUGUAAACAUCUGUGUUUCUCUCUUAACCUUUUUGUAGGACAAGGAGAGUCUACAGUGGUUUCCUUGCUUUAAACUAAAUUUCUUGACAAUCACAAGGCUAUUUUAUCUCUUCUUUGUGACUUAUUUUUAUUUUAAAUAAAGGAAUAUGUAAAAUCUAUUUGUUACCCAAGAGUAUCUAAAACUAACUUUGUAGUGGUUAUUUGUAUUACCUGGAUUGUAAUGUAACUGUUUAAUGUAGCCACGUAGGAUUUCAUACUUUCGUAAAAUGAAUUGGUAGAUUUGCAAAAUAAAUUGAAAACAAAAGCCUGA